This is a messenger RNA of Lichtheimia ornata, 1179 nucleotides long. RefSeq lists its product as uncharacterized. Lineage: Eukaryota; Fungi; Mucoromycota; Mucoromycetes; Mucorales; Lichtheimiaceae. Gene Ontology annotation, cellular component: nucleolus. Bases 1 to 1179 code for a protein of 392 amino acids. The record is from RefSeq and is a predicted model, not a curated record. Gene Ontology annotation, molecular function: RNA binding; DNA binding. Gene Ontology annotation, biological process: ribosomal small subunit biogenesis; ribosomal large subunit biogenesis. The transcript has 5 exons.
AUGGUUCAGCUAGAGCUCUUGGAAUCACUUCCCGAUCGGAUCGCGGAACACGCAAAGGCUUUUGACAGCAUGCUUUCUUUAAUACCCCCAAAAUACUACAUUGCGCAAAAGACACAGAAUCCUGAGAUGAAUAAUCCAUACAUGCACAACAAGCGGAAAAAGGCUGAUGUGAAGGAACAAGUCAAAAAGGCAAAGAAGGCGAAGCUUGAUCCAGAAAACAUGAAAACCGUCAGCGAGAUCCAAAGUGAACAAGCUGCUGCUGAAGCUGCUGAAGCUGCCAAGGAGAAGGAGGAAGAAGAAGAAGAGGAGGCAUCAGUGAAUGGAUCAGUACAAGUGGAAGAGGAGGAUGAAGAAGAAGCACCAUCAUCAUCGGAAUCAGGCGACAAGGUGGAUUACAGUGAUAUGUCAGGAGCCAAGCCUAUGGUGCGUAGUGACAUUACCGAGCUUCAAAACAGACUUCAGCAACGUAUUGCCGAGUUGAGGAGAAAGAGAAAUGCACCCGAUUCAGAUUCACCCAAAGCUCGCAGCCGUGAUGAUCUUCUUGCUCAGCGACAAAAGAAGCGUGAGGAGCGGAAAAAGGCACUCAAAGCAAAGAAGGAAAAGGGCAAAUCAGCACCUUCCGAAGAACUUGUCAAGUCGUCUGCCACUGAAAAGCCCAAGUCUGCUGCUGAUUCUAUCAAGAUGGAUGGUGAUCUCUUCUUUAGCAAGGUCGACAUUGGUGCUGAAAAGAAAAAGAAGGGUCCUACCGAUGCCAAGACGCAGUUGCAAAAGGUCGAAGCCAAGAAGGAGAAGCUUGAAAAGUUGCGUCAAGAGGAUGCUGCCAAGGCUGCUGAAUUAGAAGAAAAGGAGCAAUGGCAAAAGGCUGUUUCGUUGGCAAGUGGUGAAAAGAUCAAGGAUGAUGCCAAGCUUCUCAAAAAGACCAUCAAGCGUACUGAGCAACGCAAGAAAAAGAGUGCUGAUGAAUGGAGGAAGCGUCAAGAAAAGGUCAAGAUGGAUGAAAAGAACAAGAUCAAAAAGAGAGAAGAGAAUAUCAAGAACCGUCAAAUGCAAAAGGGUGGCAAAAAGGGUGGUGCUGCUGCAAAGAAGGGCGGUGACAAGAAAAAGAAGGCACGACAUGGUUUUGAAGGUGCAGCCUUUGGUUAUGGUGGCAAAGCAUCCAAGUCCAAAUCAAAGAAAUAG